GGUACGUUUUGCACAAACAAAAAAGGCGCUCAUGUGUUCGUGACAGCGCUCGUUGUCCGCGCGGCUUUGAUAGAUGGAACAAUCCCAUUCAGAGCCACCGUGUUUGCGCAGCCUGCUGCGCCAUAGACGCGCCCUCCGGCGACCGCUAAACGCUGAGUGUCCUCGUUAAUACUACGCACGUGGGGGGGAAAUGUAUAAUUGAACACGUGUUCUGGCCGCCGUUUGUCGUCUGGAGAUCAACUGAUCCCUUUUGUGGAUCAGCGAACUGAAGUGUCCUGAAGAGUCUCCUUUCAGCCUUUAGAAUUGGAGCGACCCGUCGGAAAGAUGAAGCCUCUGAAAGUAUUUAACCCAGGAGACGCGAAGCUGUCACGCAGAGGACCGCGUAAUACCGGAGGUGCUGAGGUCUGGCUCACGUGCGGUUCACAUAUAAAAUAUGGAUGAAAUGCUCUUCGACUGUUUCGAGCAGGAUGCCUUCACGGACUUUGCAUUUUGGGGGCAGAUGGACCCCAACCUUCAGUUCCAGACCCAGCUGGACACCUUCCUGCUGGACUCGGGGCAGCUCUCGCCCUGGUCCCCCUUCGGCUGCCCGUCCGUGUUCCCCGACUCACAGGCGACUCUCACCGACCUCGACGUGCCCUCGCCGGCGGCGAGCGCGUGCGCGGGGGCGGAGGGCUUCUCCGCGGACGAGCCGCUGGAGGCGACCAAGCGCAGGGCGCGGCGGCUGGUCUCCCAUCAGCCCUACAAGGUGCAGCGGCACGCCGCCAACAUCCGGGAGAGGAAGAGGAUGCUGAGCAUCAACUCGGCCUUCGAGGAGCUGCGCUGCCACGUGCCGACGUUCCCCUACGAGAAGCGGCUGUCGAAGAUCGACACCCUGAGGCUGGCGAUCGCCUACAUCGCGCUCCUGAGGGAGAUCCUCGUGUCGGGCUGCGACCCCAAAGCCUACGUGGACGAGUGCAUGAAGAGCGGCUACAAGAACCACACGGAGGCUGUGUGGAACACAAGUGAUCUCACGGCCCGCCUGUCGUGGAUAAAGUGGGAUUAACGGGUCCACAGCGAGGUGCACGUCAAAGACAGCAUCUGCAGACUUCCCACUGGGUUCCACUGGGUCUCAGUCUUUCUCAACCCAGCCCACUCCUCCAGCCUGCGUCGUGGCUUUUAAUAUUCUAAUUUGUUGUUGACAGGUAAUAGAGCGUUAUUGUUUCUGGGGCUGUGGAGGGAAGGGGAGCUGGCAUUGUUGGCCCAACUAGAUGGCACUUGUCCCAUAGGGAGCGGGAGCACGCCGGCACGGGCCUGAAUGGCUGCAACGAGGGCUCACACUUCUGCGGGGAGCACUGAAGGGUUCCGUGGAGUCUCGCUCAUUAGGCCGCGAGUCGAUGUGUUAAAAAGGACCUUGAUCAUGUAAAUGAGACGCGUGAGCCACACGGGCGCGGUGGGAUUUAGCACGUCAGGUGCUGUUCCCAGACAAACCGAGGCCUGUUUGUGUCGCGUGCAACCUGUUUCGUCAUUUAUUUAUUUACUUAUUUAUUCAUUCAUUCAUUCAUUCAUUCAUUCAUUCAUUCAUUCAUUCAUUCAUUCAUUGUUAUGUAUAUUUGUACUAUUUCUUUGGAAUUGUUCUGUAACUCAAAAAUGCCUGUUGCGGUGUGUUUUAUAUUUAAAAUGUACUAAUGCUACUUUACACUAACGCUGUUACUGUUUUUUUAAAAGAUCACGUGGGCAUUGCUCUCCACAAGAAAAAGUCACAAGUAAAUGCUUUGCUUUAAUUGACCCUGCAUUAAAUGAAUGUUAGGAUUCAGUCUGACACCAUAUAAGAUAUCACUUAAAGCUUUAGUUCUAUAGUUGUCUGGA
Molecule: messenger RNA, 1845 nt
Organism: Betta splendens (Siamese fighting fish)
Lineage: Eukaryota; Metazoa; Chordata; Actinopteri; Anabantiformes; Osphronemidae
Product: pancreas transcription factor 1 subunit alpha
Exons: 2
Coding region: 434-1042 (202 amino acids)
Biological process (GO): developmental process; regulation of transcription by RNA polymerase II
Molecular function (GO): DNA-binding transcription factor activity, RNA polymerase II-specific; RNA polymerase II transcription regulatory region sequence-specific DNA binding; protein dimerization activity
Source: RefSeq, a predicted model, not a curated record